AUGAGAGUGUGUGCUCUGCGUCUGGUCUGUGACUCUCCCUUGGAUGUGGAGGAGGAGCUGUGCUCUUCUCUGUGUCAGGUUGUGUCUGUUACUCGGUCUGCCCCAACCUCUGGUGUCACAACCUGCACCAUUGAACCCCUGCUAUGCGCUGCCAUCCUCGACUCUGUCCUGCGACAGACAAGUGUCCUGUUUAUUUUUACUAUUUUCUACAUUGUAGAAUAAUAGUGAAGACAUCAAAACUAUGAAAUAACACAUAUGGAAUGAUGUAGUAACCCAAAACGUUUUUUGAGAUUCUUCAAAUAGCCACCCUUUGCCUUGAUGACAGCUUGCACUCUUGGCAUUCUCUCAACCAGCUGGAAUGUUUUUCCAACAGGCUUGAAGGAGUGCCCACAUAUGCUUAGCACUUUUGGCUGCUUUUCCUUCACUCUGCAGUCCGACUCAUCCCAAACCAUCUCAAUUGAGUUGAGGUCGGGGGAUUGUGGAGGCCAGGUCAUCUGAUGCAGCACUCCAUCACUCUCCUUCUUGGUAAAAUAGCCCUUACACAGCCUGGAGGUGUAAGGGCUAUCUUCAGUAUACCCCCCCCCCCCCCCCCCCCCGUCUGUCUUCACUAUUAUUAUACAAUGUAAAACAUUUUAAAAAAUAAAGGAAAACCCUUGAAUUAGUAGGUGUGUCCAAACUUUUGACUGGUAGUGUAUGUACUACAUAAAAUAUUAUAACUCAUAUCCUAUGAAUUUGAAGUACAUUACCCUACUUACAUUUCUUUGACUGUCUUUUGCCAUCUCUGCAGACGUUUCAGGCCUGCUGCAAAGCCUGGAGCAACGUGUUCAGGCUUUGGCCAACACCAGCGACCCCUUGUCGUUGGGCUUUAGUGCUGGUUCGGCAGGAGAGCUGGUGAAGGUUCACAGCCGCACCCUGAACACCCUGCUUCAAGACUCCCAGAAGCCCUUUGGCAGGGUCAGGAGCACCAACGAGCUGACCCACCCUGCUCUGCUGCCAGACUUCACCCAGGCCCGGGACUGACUACUGGUCCUGAAGGACAGCCUGGGAUGCAAGGAUGACAUCAGGGUCGUGAGUGUAGGAGCUCCAUCCCUGGGCCCCUACGCAACUUCCUCCAGGCAGAGUGGGACGGCAGAGUGGUUUCCUCCCUGCACUUUGAGCUCAACCAGUCCACGCGAAACAGCAAGCCUACCAUCUCCUCUCUCCUGACUCUCUCAAGCCUGUUCCGCCUAGAGAGGAGAGCAGUGCUGCUCAAGGCGUACCCAUGUGAUGAGGCCACCAGUGGUCCAUCCAAUGCCUACCGCCUGUCUGCCUUCUCCAACGCCAGGGGCUUUCAGGGCACGUUAAUCAGGGAGGCUGCCAAUGCUAAGCAGAGGGACAUCAGCAACAUCUUCCCCUGA
Molecule: messenger RNA, 1397 nt
Organism: Coregonus sp. 'balchen'
Lineage: Eukaryota; Metazoa; Chordata; Actinopteri; Salmoniformes; Salmonidae
Source: the annotation of a GenBank genome assembly